This is a messenger RNA of Somion occarium, 1233 nucleotides long. The record is from the annotation of a GenBank genome assembly. NCBI's taxonomy places the organism in Eukaryota, Fungi, Basidiomycota, Agaricomycetes, Polyporales, Cerrenaceae.
CCCAGUAGAGUAGCAUUCUUAGCCUUGCACCGACUCUUAGCCACCUUCUGCGAAGUCCUCUCCGGUCGUUCAGUCUAGUACUGCCGCUCUCUCCUUGUUCCGUGCUCGCCCAUACCCUCCUGCAGCUCACCGGCACCAUCACAGUCGCUUCCCUUCGGUGGCAGUAACGCUCGUUUUUGAUUCCUCUCCAAAACCACCAUCACCGCCUGCAUACCUUCUCCAUCCCUCCAGGCGGUCUCUCCGAUACCAGGUCAAGGCGAUAUCCUAGACUCUCUGGACGUCUUUCGUAUUCACCGCUCGUGAUUGUGCUCUCAUACCACCUAUACCCGCUUAUAAUCAAUCACUCUUGACGACAACGACGAUGCACCUCUUCUCUGCCGUCCCUCGAGGUGUCCUCACUCUGCUCUUUGCCUCGUUGCUUCUCUCGUUAGCGGAUGCACACUCAUAUUUCAUCGUCACGAGUCCGACGCAAGGAACGCAGCUGCAGAACGGCGCUGCGAACCGGAUAACAUGGAUAAAAGGUCUUUUGGAUGAUAUCGACGCAUUCGACGUGGAGAUGUCGAGACUGAGCGUCGACGGUCUUAUCCUCGUCGCAAGAGAUGUGCCGGCUGGAUCGGGGUCAUUCAACCUGUUCUUGCAAGACGUGCCCUCGGCAGACGACUACUACCUACUCUUCCUGAACUCGACGUCUGGCGUGAUGUUCACCACAUCGUCACGGUUUUCGAUUGGCGACAGCAGUUCGAACGCGACAGCCACGGAGCCAGAUAGCAGUGCGCCUACGGUGACGAUAUCGGGAGGACCGAAUCCGUUGAACGACUUUGCGACGACGUUCCCACCGAGUGCGAAUGGGGUUGCGAUGCCGGGGUGGAAGGCGAUCGAGGGGAGCAAGGGGCAGUUGAUUGGCCUGUUUAUGGCCAUGAUGUUGUGUAUGGCUGGCGGGGCGUUCACGCUGCUGUAGCCAUUGUUUGACUGCCUCUCCCUUUCCAUAUCGCUUUUCGUUCUCUUGGUUUCGUGGUGCUAUCUAUUGGGUGUGUUGUCGGGGAGCGGAUGUGGAUAUCUUAGGGGUGAAGACGUUUACGAUGGUUGCCAAGGUAAGUACACUGGCGCGUGUACAUAGGAUUAGAAGAGAUGGGAAUAUAUUUGUUUGGACGAUCUGCGCGUUGUUUGUGAUGGUCUCCUGAUUAUUCGUGGAGAUAGAGUGUGUUUUGGGUAGUAAAGAACACUAAAGCACUC